Messenger RNA from Propithecus coquereli (Coquerel's sifaka), 6433 nucleotides. RefSeq names its product thyroid hormone receptor interactor 12 (gene TRIP12). NCBI's taxonomy places the organism in Eukaryota, Metazoa, Chordata, Mammalia, Primates, Indriidae. The transcript is spliced from 41 exons. Gene Ontology annotation, molecular function: ubiquitin protein ligase activity. The record is from RefSeq and is a predicted model, not a curated record. Gene Ontology annotation, cellular component: nuclear speck. Gene Ontology annotation, biological process: proteasome-mediated ubiquitin-dependent protein catabolic process; DNA damage response; protein polyubiquitination. Bases 205 to 6090 code for a protein of 1961 amino acids.
CGGAGGCGCACGCCGGGCGCGGUGCUGCGGCUCAGCUGAUAAUUGAAGGGACCCGAGAGCCGCCGCCGCCGCCGCCGCUGGGGGGGGUGGGGGGAGCGAGUGGAAGUUACCGCCGCGCCACCGAGUCCGGACCGGAGACUUUGGGGCCUAACUAGUGAAUGGUAGUGUCUAGAAAGGGUAUGUCCCUUCAAGAGAGAGGUGCCAAUGUCCAACCGGCCUAAUAACAAUCCAGGGGGGUCACUGCGACGUUCACAGAGGAACACUGCCGGGGCCCAACCACAAGACGACUCGAUAGGAGGAAGGUCACAUUUAGGGCAGGCAAAACAUAAGGGAUAUAGCCCUCCUGAGAGUAGAAAAUCUAAUUCUAAGGCACCCAAAGUGCAGUCUAAUACUACUUCUGAACUGUCAAGGGGACACCUUUCUAAAAGAAGCUGCAGUUCGUCAUCUGCUGUCAUAGUUCCACAACCAGAGGAUCCAGACAGAGCCAAUACUUCAGAAAGACAAAAAACGGGGCAGGUGCCUAAGAAAGACAAUUCUCGAGGAGUGAAGCGCAGUGCUAGUCCAGACUACAACAGGACCAAUUCUCCUAGCUCUGCAAAAAAACCAAAAGCACUUCAGCAUACUGAAUCUCCCUCAGAAACGAAUAAGCCACAUAGUAAGUCAAAGAAGAGACAUUUAGACCAGGAGCAACAACUGAAAUCUACACAAUCGCCAUCAACAAGCAGAGCUCAUACCAGGAAGAGUGGGGCCACUGGUAGUUCACGGAGUCAAAAAAGAAAGAGGACAGAGAGUUCCUGUGUAAAGAGUGGUUCUGGGUCUGAAUCAACUGGUGCCGAAGAGAGAUCUGCAAAACCCACCAAGCUGGCUUCAAAAUCGGCCGCCUCAGCCAAAGCUGGGUGUAGCACCAUCACUGAUUCUUCUUCUGCUGCCUCUACUUCCUCCUCAUCAUCUGCUGUAGCCUCGGCCUCCUCCACUGUACCUCCAGGUGCCAGGGUGAAACAAGGAAAAGACCAGAACAAGGCCAGGCGUUCCCGUUCAGCGUCGAGUCCCAGUCCCAGAAGAAGUAGCAGGGAAAAGGAACAGAGUAAAACUGGUGGCUCUUCAAAAUUUGAUUGGGCUGCUCGUUUCAGCCCUAAAGUUAGCCUUCCUAAAACAAAACUGUCUCUUCCAGGGUCUUCUAAGUCAGAGACAUCAAAACCUGGACCUUCUGGAUUACAGGCCAAAUUAGCAAGUUUAAGAAAAUCUACCAAGAAACGCAGUGAGUCGCCACCUGCUGAGCUCCCCAGUUUGAGGCGGAGCACACGCCAAAAGACCACGGGCUCCUGUGCUAGUACCAGUCGUCGGGGCUCUGGCCUGGGCAAAAGAGGAGCAGCUGAAGCUCGUCGACAGGAGAAAAUGGCAGACCCUGAAAGCAAUCAGGAGGCAGUAAAUUCUUCAGCUGCACGGACAGAUGAAACUCCCCAAGGAGCUGCAGCCUCUAGUUCUGUUGCAGGGGCUGUUGGCAUGACCACCUCUGGGGAGAGUGAAUCAGAUGAUUCCGAGAUGGGACGAUUACAAGCUCUGUUAGAGGCCAGGGGUCUUCCUCCUCACCUGUUUGGUCCUCUUGGUCCUCGGAUGUCACAACUUUUCCAUAGAACAAUUGGAAGCGGAGCUAGUUCUAAAGCCCAGCAGCUAUUGCAAGGACUACAAGCCAGUGAUGAAAGCCAGCAGCUUCAGGCAGUUAUAGAAAUGUGUCAGUUAUUGGUCAUGGGAAAUGAGGAGACACUGGGAGGGUUUCCUGUCAAGAGUGUUGUUCCAGCUUUGAUAACUUUACUGCAGAUGGAGCAUAAUUUUGAUAUUAUGAACCAUGCUUGUCGAGCCUUAACAUACAUGAUGGAAGCACUUCCUCGAUCAUCUGCUGUUGUGGUAGAUGCUAUUCCUGUCUUUUUAGAAAAGCUGCAAGUUAUUCAGUGUAUUGAUGUGGCAGAACAGGCCUUGACUGCCUUGGAGAUGUUGUCACGGAGACACAGCAAAGCCAUUCUGCAGGCGGGUGGUUUGGCAGACUGCUUGCUGUACCUAGAAUUCUUCAGCAUAAAUGCCCAAAGAAAUGCACUAGCAAUUGCAGCCAAUUGCUGCCAAAGUAUCACACCAGAUGAAUUUCAUUUUGUGGCAGAUUCCCUCCCAUUGCUUACCCAAAGGCUAACCCAUCAGAAUUCUCCAGAAACUGAUGUCUUGGCAUGGAAACUUACAGUAGAGAAUGCUUUAAUGAUCUUUGUAUCAGACAUUGCAGAAACACUUCACUUCCUCCUUUGUGGUGCCUCCAAUGGAAGCUGUCAGGAACAGAUUGAUCUUGUUCCACGAAGUCCUCAAGAACUGUAUGAACUGACAUCUCUGAUUUGUGAACUUAUGCCAUGUCUACCAAAAGAAGGCAUUUUUGCAGUUGAUACCAUGUUGAAGAAGGGAAAUGCGCAGAACACAGAUGGUGCAAUAUGGCAGUGGCGUGAUGACCGAGGCCUCUGGCAUCCCUAUAACAGGAUUGACAGCCGGAUCAUUGAGCAAAUCAAUGAGGACACGGGAACAGCACGUGCCAUUCAGAGAAAACCUAACCCCUUAGCCAAUACUAACACUAGUGGAUAUUCAGAGUUAAAGAAGGAUGAUGCUCGAGCACAGCUUAUGAAAGAGGAUCCGGAACUGGCUAAGUCUUUUAUUAAGACAUUAUUUGGUGUUCUUUAUGAAGUGUAUAGUUCCUCAGCAGGACCUGCGGUCAGACAUAAGUGCCUUAGAGCAAUUCUUAGGAUAAUUUAUUUUGCGGAUGCCGAACUUCUGAAGGAUGUUCUGAAAAAUCAUGCUGUUUCAAGUCACAUCGCUUCCAUGCUAUCAAGCCAAGACCUGAAGAUAGUAGUUGGAGCACUUCAGAUGGCAGAAAUCUUAAUGCAGAAGUUACCUGAUAUUUUUAGUGUUUACUUCAGAAGAGAAGGUGUAAUGCAUCAAGUAAAACACUUAGCAGAGUCAGAAUCUUUGUUGACAAGUCCACCAAAGGCGUGUACGAAUGGGUCAGGAUCCUUGGGGACCACAACAUCAGUCAGCAGUGGAACAGCCACGGCUGCCACUAACGCCGCAGCUGACUUGGGAUCACCCAGCUUGCAGCACAGUAGAGAUGAUUCUUUAGAUCUCAGCCCUCAAGGUCGGUUAAGUGAUGUUCUAAAGAGAAAACGACUACCAAAACGAGGGCCAAGAAGGCCAAAGUACUCACCUCCCAGAGAUGACGACAAAGUAGACAAUCAAGCUAAAAGCCCCACCACUACCCAGUCACCUAAAUCUUCAUUCCUGGCAAGCUUGAAUCCAAAAACAUGGGGACGGUUAAGUGCACAGUCCAACAGCAACAACAUUGAGCCAGCACGAACUGCAGGAGUUAGUGGUCUUGCCAGAGCUGCCUCAAAGGACACCAUAUCCAAUAAUAGAGAGAAAAUUAAAGGUUGGAUUAAGGAGCAGGCACAUAAAUUUGUAGAGCAUUAUUUCAGUUCUGAGAAUAUGGAUGGAAGCAACCCUGCACUGAAUGUCCUUCAGAGACUUUGUGCUGCAACCGAACAACUCAACCUCCAGGUGGAUGGUGGAGCUGAGUGCCUUGUAGAAAUCCGUAGCAUAGUCUCAGAGUCAGAUGUUUCAUCAUUUGAAAUCCAGCAUAGUGGAUUUGUGAAGCAGCUGUUGCUUUAUUUGACAUCUAAAAGUGAAAAGGAUGCUGUGAGCAGAGAGAUCAGAUUAAAGAGAUUCCUCCAUGUAUUUUUUUCUUCUCCACUUCCUGGAGAAGAGCCCAUUGGAAGAGUAGAACCAGUGGGUAAUGCACCUUUGUUGGCAUUAGUUCACAAGAUGAACAACUGCCUCAGCCAGAUGGAACAAUUUCCAGUAAAAGUGCAUGAUUUCCCUAGUGGAAAUGGGACAGGAGGCAGCUUUUCUCUCAACAGAGGAUCACAGGCUUUAAAAUUUUUCAACACACAUCAGUUAAAAUGCCAGUUACAAAGACAUCCAGACUGUGCAAACGUGAAGCAGUGGAAGGGUGGACCUGUUAAGAUCGACCCCCUGGCUUUGGUACAAGCUAUUGAGAGAUACCUUGUAGUUAGAGGAUAUGGAAGAGUAAGAGAAGAUGAUGAAGACAGUGAUGACGAUGGGUCAGAUGAGGAAAUAGAUGAGUCUCUGGCCGCUCAGUUCUUAAAUUCAGGAAAUGUAAGACACAGGCUACAAUUUUACAUUGGAGAACAUUUGCUACCGUAUAACAUGACUGUGUAUCAGGCAGUACGGCAGUUCAGCAUACAGGCAGAAGAUGAAAGGGAAUCCACAGAUGAUGAGAGCAAUCCUCUAGGGAGAGCUGGGAUUUGGACAAAGACUCAUACAAUAUGGUACAAACCGGUGCGAGAGGAUGAGGAAAGUAAUAAAGAUUGUGUUGGUGGUAAAAGAGGAAGAGCCCAAACAGCUCCAACAAAAACUUCCCCUAGGAAUGCAAAAAAACAUGAUGAGUUAUGGCACGAUGGAGUAUGCCCAUCAGUAUCAAAUCCUUUAGAAGUUUACCUCAUUCCCACACCACCUGAAAAUAUAACCUUUGAAGACCCGUCAUUAGAUGUGAUCCUACUUUUAAGAGUUUUACAUGCCAUCAGUCGAUACUGGUAUUACUUGUAUGAUAAUGCAAUGUGCAAGGAGAUUAUUCCAACUGGUGAAUUUAACAACAGUAAGUUAACAGCAAAAGCAAAUAGGCAACUUCAAGAUCCUUUAGUAAUCAUGACAGGAAACAUCCCAACAUGGCUUACUGAGCUAGGAAAAACCUGCCCAUUUUUCUUUCCUUUUGAUACCCGGCAAAUGCUUUUUUAUGUAACUGCAUUUGAUCGGGACCGAGCAAUGCAAAGAUUACUUGAUACCAACCCAGAAAUCAACCAGUCUGAUUCUCAAGAUAGCAGAGUUGCACCUAGAUUGGAUAGAAAAAAACGUACUGUGAACAGAGAGGAGCUGCUGAAGCAAGCCGAGUCUGUAAUGCAGGACCUUGGCAGCUCACGGGCCAUGUUAGAAAUCCAGUAUGAAAAUGAGGUUGGUACAGGUCUUGGGCCUACACUGGAGUUUUAUGCACUUGUAUCUCAGGAACUACAGAGAGCUGACUUGGGUCUCUGGAGAGGUGAAGAAAUAACUCUUAGCAAUCCAAAAGGAAACCAAGAAGGGACCAAGUAUAUUCAAAACCUCCAGGGCCUGUUUGCGCUUCCCUUUGGUAGGACAGCUAAGCCAGCUCAUAUCGCAAAGGUUAAGAUGAAGUUUCGCUUCUUAGGAAAAUUAAUGGCCAAGGCUAUCAUGGAUUUCAGAUUGGUAAGUUUAAGAUGGUUUGCUUUUCUACAAUUUUGUUGUAUAAUAUUCUGUGAAAGAUUUUUAGAACCACUUAGGUUUGCAUUUGCCAACUUUACCAAAGAGAGUCUACAGUAUGCAUUGGAAACUCUGACUAUGAAUGGCUGCUCAGUUGAAGAUCUGGGACUGGAUUUCACUCUGCCAGGGUUUCCCAACAUCGAACUGAAGAAAGGAGGGAAGGAUAUACCAGUCACUAUCUACAAUUUAGAGGAGUAUCUAAGACUGGUUAUAUUCUGGGCACUAAAUGAAGGCGUUUCUAGGCAAUUUGAUUCGUUCAGAGAUGGAUUUGAAUCAGUCUUCCCACUCAGUCAUCUUCAGUACUUCUACCCGGAGGAACUGGAUCAGCUCCUGUGUGGCAGUAAAGCAGACACUUGGGAUGCAAAGACAUUGAUGGAAUGCUGUAGGCCUGAUCACGGUUAUACUCACGAUAGUCGAGCUGUGAAGUUCUUGUUUGAGAUUCUCAGUAGUUUUGAUAAUGAGCAGCAGAGGUUAUUUCUCCAGUUUGUGACUGGUAGCCCAAGAUUGCCUGUUGGAGGAUUCCGGAGUCUGAAUCCACCUUUGACAAUUGUCCGGAAGACUUUUGAAUCAACAGAAAACCCAGAUGACUUCUUGCCCUCUGUAAUGACUUGUGUGAACUAUCUUAAGUUGCCAGACUAUUCGAGCAUUGAGAUAAUGCGUGAAAAACUGUUGAUAGCAGCAAGAGAAGGGCAGCAAUCGUUCCAUCUUUCCUGAUCACAACAAGAAAUGCAGUGUCUGCCCGUUACAGCAAAAGAAACAAAUCAUGAUUUCUUUUCUAAAUGUAUCACCUGAGUCAAGGAAACAUGUUACGCCUUCUUGUUGUAGGAAAAACGGCUUGCAGAUUAUAAAAGAGACACUUGGUUGAUAUUCAUUAAUGGCCCCAUGGACUUAAAGUGAUCAGGCCCUAAAACAUUGUUGUGAUGAGGUUUCUUUAGCAAGUUCUUGUUUAAAUUAUCAUUUAUUUGAUGAGUGAAGUUUUUAACUUGCUUUGCUGUGUGAAAUUUAAAAAAGGGAUGUUUUUCCAGGCUGGAACAAUAAAUGUCGCUGUGCAGUUUAA